UAAAAAUUGCAUUGCAUUGCAUUGCUAUUGCAUUUGUUAUUGUCGUAUUAUUUUUAAUCAGUUCCGUAGUGGGUUUUGCUUACAGCAACACAGUUUAACAUUAAUUAUUGGAUAUUCUAGAUCCGUUAUUUUUACUAUGUUGUAUAUUAUACUAAUCCUUGUGAUAUUAUUAUGGUUUAUUUUAUGGAUACUGCAGCAUGGAUACUGGAAUUAUCAAAGGAAUAAAUAUCUUAAACAAAUACCGGGACCAAAACCUGUUUUCCUAUUUGGCAAUAUGAAUUUUUUUUUGUUCUUGCCCAGAGAAAAAUAUUUUUCGAAGCUGCAAGAAUUUAUAAACCAAUAUGGACCAAUGUUUAGAGCGCACGUGGGGCCUACUAUAGACGCCGUUAUAUGUGCCGAUGUUAAAUUUGCAGAAUUUAUUUUAACAUCUUCGAAAGCAAUGAAGAAAUCCUUGGUAUACGGUUUUCUUCAUGGAUGGCUGGGAAAAGGUCUUCUCACUAGUACAGGAACAAAAUGGAAACAGCAUAGGCGCAUGCUUACUCCAACUUUUCAUUUCUCCAUUUUGGAAAGUUAUGUUGACAUAUUUGACAGAGUUGGAGAUAUUUUCAUUAGAACAUUAAAGCAACAAGUAAACACAGCCUCAUUAAAUGUGUUUCCUUUAGUUACUUUGUGUACUUUAGACAUUAUUUCUGAGGCGGCGAUGGGUAUUCAAAUAAAUGCCCAAGAAUCCCAAACAUCAGAAUAUGUAAAGUCUGUGAAUACAAUGUGUAACAUAUUUAUUGGUAGAGUGACGUCUCCUAUCCCACAUUUCUUGUACCGUUUGACGCCAACUUACUACAGAGAACGGAAAGCUAUCAGAAUAUUACAUGACCAGACAGACAAAAUCAUUGAUAUUAAAAUGGAAGAAAGAAGUAAAAACGCAAACAACCAACAGGAUCAAAGUAACCAACAGGAUCAAAGUACUAGGAAAAGGCUUGCAUUUUUAGAUUUACUCUUGGAGAGUUCUAUUGAUAGUAAACCAUUAUCUAGACUGGACAUUCGAGAAGAAGUUGAUACGUUUAUGUUUGCGGGUCAUGAUACUACAGCAACAGCCAUAAGCUUUGCUUUAUAUUGUUUAGCAAUGAACCCCAAUGCACAGGAACAAGCAUUUAUUGAACAGACAGAAAUGUUUGGUAAAAAUUUAAAAACGGCUAAACCGACUAUACAUCAGCUUCAAGAAAUGAAAUAUUUGGAAAUGGUAAUAAAGGAAUCUUUACGAUUGUAUCCUUCUGUACCAAUUUUGGGUAGAACAAUAUCUGAUGAGGAGGAAUUUACAUGGGAAGGUAGUGUCUUUAGGAAAGGUAUUGAAGUUGUGAUUUCUAUUUAUCAUAUGCACCGAAACCCAAAAUAUUUCCCAGACCCAGAUAAAUUUAUUCCUGAACGUUUCGAAGAAGCUAAUAAAUACAGUAGUUUUAUAUUUCUUCCAUUUAGUGCUGGAUUUCGAAACUGUAUAGGUCAGAAAUUCGCAAUGUUGGAAAUGAAGAGUGUUAUUUCAAAGGUUUUAAGAAAUUUUGAAUUACUUCCGACUGAUCCACCACAUGAGGUUAAAAUAGUUCCAAACGUUGUAAUUGCAUCUACAAAUGGAAAUCACUUAAGAUUAAGAAAUAGGUCUGAUUAGUAAUAAAACUUUUAUUUAUAAACUUUUAAAAUAAAAAUGUGUGUACAGUUA
Molecule: messenger RNA, 1708 nt
Organism: Diabrotica virgifera virgifera (western corn rootworm)
Lineage: Eukaryota; Metazoa; Arthropoda; Insecta; Coleoptera; Chrysomelidae
Product: cytochrome P450 4d2
Exons: 9
Coding region: 137-1657 (506 amino acids)
Molecular function (GO): heme binding; iron ion binding; oxidoreductase activity, acting on paired donors, with incorporation or reduction of molecular oxygen
Source: RefSeq, a predicted model, not a curated record